AUGAGAACUGUUCCAAAGUGGGUGAAUAAAAUUCAUGAAGCCGACAAAGUUGAAUUUUCCAGUGUCCACGCGAUAUGCUUCAGUCCAGAUGGUAGCCAGCUGGUGGUAGGUGCUGGUGAGAAGGUUAUGGUGUAUGACCCUAGAGAUGGAGCGCUCGUUCAGUUACUCCAGGCCCACAAAGGAGCUGUGCAUGCAGUUGCUUACUGUGGUGAUGGCAAGAAGUUUGCUAGUGGCAGUGCGGAUAAAAAUGUUAUUAUAUGGACUUCCAAAAUGGAAGGGAUAUUAAAAUAUUCCCACAGCGAGCCCAUCCAAUGCCUGGCCUACAAUCCAGUGACAUACCACUUGGCAUCAUGUGCUCUCACUGAUUUUGCAUUUUGGUCUAUGGAUGUGAAAGCAGUCCAAAAGUACAGGGUGUCUGGCCGAAUCACAAGUUGUGCCUGGUCCACUAAUGGCCAGUACCUGGCAAUAGGUCUGGCUAUUGGUGCAAUUUCUAUCAGGGAUAAGAUGGGUGAUGAAACAUACAGAAUAGCUCGGGAUGCAGCAGUGUGGGCUGUAGCCUUUUCAAAGUCAAUUUUAGUGGUAACUGAUUGGAAUGAUACUUUGUCAUUCUAUAACACUCAAGGACAACAGAUCUUGAAGGACAGAAAUAUUGGCAUAUCUGCAUUGUCUGUGACAAUGCUUGGAGCACUGGUUCUGGUUGGGGGAAUCGGUGGGUGGGCUGUUUUAACUUCAGAAGGGGUUCCUAUACUGAACACUCCGCAGGAGUGGGUGUGGUCUAUAGCACCCUCGCCUACUUUUAAUAAUCUGGCAGUGGCAUGUCAAGACGGUACACUAUGGUGCUAUCAAAUAGUGUUUAGUACAGUACACGGAUUGUACCGGGAGAGAUAUGCUUACAGGGAAAAUAUGACUGACGUCAUCAUACAACACCUUACAACUGGCAACAAAGUGCGCAUCAAAUGCCACGAUAGAGUGCAGAAAAUUGCCAUAUACAAACAUAGACUAGCUGUACAGUUACCGGAACGCGUGGUUGUGUAUGAACAGGGUGACGUUGAAGGUAUGCUGUAUAGAGUAAAGGAGAAGUUGCCUCAAAAGACGGAGUGCUCACUUCUCGUUGCUACCAGCGACGCUUUGCUUUUAUGCCAGGAUACAAAAUUAUCGAUAAUUGGGCGACAAAUGCCGAAAUCGUGGACAGUUCCUGCUCCAAUUCGCUAUGUCAAAGUAACAACUCUAUAUUUUGAAGAAGUUUUACUAUUAGGAUUAAUGAAUGGACAGAUAUGGCAGGUAGAGCCUUGGCAAGGCAGCGCUAAAAUGGUGCUGCACACUCCAGCGUCAGUAAGAUGCUUAGACGUGAGUGCUUCCCGCGCCUACCUCGCCGUCGUCGACGAGUCUUCUGUUUGUAGAGUGUACAAACUUGCCACCAGUGAACUGCUAUUUACGGAGGAGAACAUAUCCUCCGUGUCGUGGAACUCUUGGUGUGAUGAACUGCUCAGUUUGUCUGGUGGUGGUCUACUUUCUAUAAAGGCCUGUCGGUUCCCCCCUGCCACACAACCGCUGGCUGGCUCCGUCGUUGGAUUCCAGGGUGGCCGAGUGUUCUGCUUGCAAGCCAAUUCGAUGCAAACUAUCAACGUGCCCCUCUCUCAUGCCGUUCAUCAAUAUAUUCACCAUAAAAUGUUCAAUGAAGCGUACUCAGUAGCGUGCCUAGGUGUGACGUCACUGGAUUGGGAGCGUCUUGGCGUAGCAGCGUUAGAAGAAUUGGCCUUCGAGAUUGCCAGAAAAGCUUUCCAAAGAAGCGAGAACAUCAUGUUCCUGAACCUUAUUGAUCAUUUACAGGAACGCUUCGAGGCUGGGGAGAAACGAGCAGUAGUUUUGGGCGAAGUGAUGGCGUAUCGCGGUCGGUACGCCGAUGCAGCGCGCUCCUACCGUAGUGUUGGCAGAGACGAGAAAGCGCUGAACUUAUACGUUGACCUCCGAAUGUUCAAUAAAGCACAAGAAUAUGUAGGCGAGGGCGAAGGCCUAGCGGCUCUCGCUCGACGGAGAGCAGAGUGGGCUAGACACGUGAACGAGCCUAGAGCGGCUGCCGAGAUGUACCUCGCGGCUGGCGAUGUGAAACGAGCUGCUGAAGUCAUGGCGGAGACUGGAAGAAGAGACAUGUUAAUCGAGUUGGCGCGUAAACUGGACAAGGGUUCAAGCGGGUCUCUUCGCUUCGUUGCCGAGGCGCUUGUCAAAGCCGGCGAGCCUGCAACUGCCGCUGACGUAUACCAACGUCUUGGAGACUAUACUAAAGUAGCGCAACUAGCAGUAGCUGCAGGGGAAUGGUCGCGAGCGUUCACGUUAGCCCGGGAACAUGUUGAGUGUAAACGUGAAGUUUACUUACCUUACGCUCACAGAAUGGCCCAGGAGAACAAGUUCGUUGAAGCUCAGAAAGCGUACCACAUGGCUGGUGAGAUAACAACAGCGAUGCGUGUGUUUACAAUUCUCGUCGGUAACGCUGUGGCUGAAGAGCGAUUUUCCGAUGCGGGCUACCUUCACCAUUUAUUAGCAAUGCAGUGCUUAGAAACUGCUGCGGCUGCUACCACUGAUAAGUAUGUAGUUAAACAUAUGUUACUGCAAUUUUAUAUACUGCUUGUGAUACCGAGGCUUCAUAGAAAACCGGCAGAGCGCAAUAGAUCGCUGCGUGAGUACGCAAACAACGACCGACUGGCCCGUAUCUACCACGCGUACGACGUCGUACACCGCUGCGUUCACGAGCCUUUCUCUCUCACCCAACCUGAAGCUUUACUGAACGCGGCGCGGUACAUUCUCGCGUUAUUAGACGUCGAACCACCUACUGGAGUUUCUAUGUUUUGCUUGUACCUUUGCCUAUCAAAACAAGCAAAGGCACUGAACGCGAACACACUGGCUCGGCAAAUGUUGGACAAAAUAUUGGGAUUGCAGAUACCGCACAAGUUUCAGGAAAGUGUAGAGCUGCUAAUCCUGAAGACUCGCGCUAGUACGGGCGGCGAGUCUCGGGACGACGAGGUGGCGCCACUGUGCUGGCGGUGUCGACGUCAUACGCCCCCACUCUGUGCCACCCGCUGUCCAUUCUGUAGACAUGCGCUUGCGCACUCUCUCGCUACACACGAAGUCCUACCUCUAGUCCAAUUCGAGCCUGCGGAAGGUAUAAGUUAUGAAGAAGCAUUAGAUCUGAUAGAACGCGCUCCCCUCCCAGAGACCACUCUCGCUGACAACACAGACUAUGGUGCUGAAGUGCUCAGAAUAGACCAUGAUGUCGACAGCAAUGAUCCUUUCUUAGAUAAAGUUGAUGAGGACGAUGAAGUCGGAGUAGUCGUAUGUAGCCGAGGAGCCCUACUACAACUCAGCCCAGCGAGCGUGAUAAUCAUCAAUAGACCACCGCUACGACCUAUCAUGUACCGCAACAUGUUACCUGAACUACCAGCCACUGCCUGCCAGCAUUGUCAUAAGCUGUUCUACUUAGAAGACUUUGAGAUACAGUUGGUGACAAGAGGACAUUGUCCAUUCUGCCGUCACCCUGCGGAGGAACCGCGGCCUGAAGACGAAGAAACUGAAGACUCUUUGAUAAACGACUCCAGUCCCACCCCAACUAGUCCCAGCAACGAUCGUGGUUCUUGGUGAUACCUUCAUUAUCAUCAUCAUCAUCAGCCCAUAAGUGCCCACUGCUGAGCAAGAGCCUCUUCUCACACGGAAAAGGUUUGAGCAUUAAUCACCACGCUCAAUGCGGGUUGGCGAUUUCAAUCUUAUAAUUAGAAAUUAUACCUUUAUAGCUACAAUUUUAAACUUAUCCUACUGUCCAAAAUGGUUAACGGAUCUUCAACUUUAUUGAAACAGGAUAAGUUUAAAUUUUAAAUGUUGUAGUAGCCCGGAGGUUGACUAACCUCUUUUUCUUGCAUGAGCCCUAACAAGUACGAAUGCGGCUUUUUCUGAGUUGUUGCAAUUGGUGUUUAGACACCACGGUAGAUAAUGGAGAAAGUUAAAAAUCUAUUCUAAAAUGUUCAAAUUGAAGUAGUUUCAUAGUAUUAGUGUAUUUCGUUUUUGAACUUCUCUUGUAAAAAUGAAGUCGUGUACUUCAUUCACUAUCCGAAAGUCUGAUAAGAUAAAUAGAAAAAUCAGUUAGUAGAGUUUCCUUAUACUUACCUGAAUAUGUCACAAUGAGUGCAGUAGUCAAUUUUUUAAAUGUAAUUAUAGUUGUCUGGUUUAAAUACUUUGAAAGUAUGUUCUAGGCAAGCCAGCGUC
Messenger RNA from Spodoptera exigua (beet armyworm), 4251 nucleotides. Lineage: Eukaryota; Metazoa; Arthropoda; Insecta; Lepidoptera; Noctuidae. The record is from the annotation of a GenBank genome assembly.